Molecule: messenger RNA, 2604 nt
Organism: Heterostelium album PN500
Lineage: Eukaryota; Evosea; Eumycetozoa; Acytosteliales; Acytosteliaceae
Exons: 7
Coding region: 1-2604 (867 amino acids)
Source: RefSeq, a predicted model, not a curated record
AUGCCUGCAAAAAAAAAUGUUUGUGUUUGGUUUCAAGCAAAAAACUAUGUCAAUGAUGAAUACUAUUAUAGAUAUAAAUUUUAUCUAUCAACAUUAGAGAUUUAUUGUGGUGUUAGCAAAACAACAUUUGACCACCUCUAUUCUAUGAUUAAAGAUCAUUUUCAAAUUCAAGAAAAACAUUUACUUUGGUUCUUGGUAUAUUUAAGGCAGUACAAUUCAUUAGAUAUACAUGCUGUCAACUUUGGAGUCUCAGUUAGAACUUUUAAGACCUGGGUUGACAAUUGUUUCGUGGCAUUUAAUAUUGUACUUAAAAAUAAGUUGAAAGAAGAUGUUCUAUUAAAUCCAAAUAUUCUAGAUAACUUGGUCAUUAAAGAGUAUUCUUUUGGUUCUGGUGAUGCCAUUCAAACUAAACUUGUAAACUGUGCUGUUGAUACUACCCUUCUACAAAUCCCAAAACCUAUUGAUGGAUAUUUGUACAAAUCAUUAUAUUGUACAAAACAUAAAAUACAUGGCUAUAAAUAUGAAGCUGUAGUAGGUUUGAAGGGGGAACUACUAUCACUAAGAGGUCCAUUUCCUGGUAGUCAACAUGAUGCCAGUAUUUACUCGUCUAUUGGGAAUGAAAUUGAUCAUUUACUAUCUCCGUCAUAUUGGAUGCUGGGAGACAAGGGUUAUAUUGGUGGAAAUAGAAUUUUUGCACCAAAUAAGAAAUUGUCAAGGAAAGAGCCAUCAAUAAGAAACCCAAACAAAACUAUGAAAGUCAAAGUUCCGUUUACACCAGAACAGAAAGCAGAAAAUUCUUUUAUCAAUUCCAAUCGUGCUGUUGUAGAAAAUUAUUUUGGGAGAAUUAAAAAAUUCCAUUGCUUGAAAAGGCAUGGAGGGGCUCAAAAGAAAAAUUGGAUUUGGCUUUCUUGUUAUGUGUAUGAUAACAUUGAUCGCAUUUGUUUCAGUUUAGUUUGUAAGAGAUGGUACAACGAAAGAGAUAAAUAUUUAAUAUUCAACUCUGAUCGUAUCAAAUUAUUUGCACUUAAUAGCACUGAUACGAAAAAAAAUCAUAAACAUUUCAAAUUACCAUCAUAUAAUAAUAUCUUUAAGAAAUCAAUUCAAUCAAAGACUGUUAGUUCACUUUUUGUUGGCGAUAGAGAUUAUAGAAAUUGCGAUUAUUAUUUUUUUAAUGAUAUUAGAAAACUAAAUAGUAUUCCCAACAAUGUUUCAAAUAUCGAAAUUGGUAUUGCAUAUGAAUUAUUUGAAGAUGAUCUGAAGUAUCUCUAUCAAUUAAUAUCAGAAUCACAAUCAGUAACAAUGUUGAAAGGUUGUAGCACAUUGAAAUAUGGAUUACCAAAGUCAAUCAAAACCAUUAGAUUUAGUAAUUUCAAUGAACCACUUAUUAAAGAAUCACUUCCCAAUUCAAUAGAAGAGUUACUUUUCAACAGUGAUUUCAAACAAGAGAUUCUACCAGGUUUACUUCCAGAAGGUUUGAGUAAACUUAUUAUAUACAGCUGUAGUAGCUACCAAUAUGAAAUUCGACCAGGUGUACUUCCAGUUAGUUUACUUGAAUUUGCUAUUCAUAACUAUCAUUAUGAAAUUCACCCAGGUGUACUUCCAGCUAGUUUACUUAAAUUUACUUUCAACCGCUGUCAAGGUGAAAUUCGACCAGGUGCACUCCCAGAUGGUUUACUUGAAUGUCAUCUCAAUUACUAUGAAUUCGAAAUUAAACCGGGUGUACUUCCAAAUGGAUUGCUAGAAUUUUCUCUUGAAAGCAAUAACUAUCGAUAUGAAAUGCAACCAGGAGUACUUCCAUUGUCUCUUGAAUGUUUAUCUCUUAAUAGUCAUCCAUCUGAGGAUCAAUUACCACCAACCCUAGGAGAUCAACAAUAUCCGGUGGCAACAUGUUUACCAAUUUCAUGGUUACAAGCGAUAUCAUCACUCCCCAACCUUCAAAACCUUUAUGUUUAUUUUUCCUAUGAUGUUAAUGAAGAUACUAUACUCAAUCUCGAGUACCUCCCACCAACUCUAGAAUAUUUAGCAUAUUUAUUACCAAGAACGAUAUUGAAAGGAACAAUGCCCACAUCUUUGAAAAGCAUUGACCUUGAUGAGUGUCAAUUUAAGAUCGAUGAAAUAUUCCCAGAAACAUUACAAUAUCAAUUGGAGAUGUUUCAAUAUCGAAAUAAGAUUAUACAUUCAAUUCCAUCAAACGUAAAGAUCGAAACAUUAUCAAUGACUGGAAAUUCAAGUGAACCAAUGAUAACUCUCCCAUCAGGUGUUGAAAACAUCUAUCUUUCAUUAGAUUGGACAAAUUCAGGUGAGAAGAUAAUUGACUUUGGUGGAGAUGGUAAUACCGAUCAACCAUGUUCAUUAAGAAAAGUGGCAUUUUCGCAAUUCGACAAUGGAACACCACAAGUUAAACUACCAAACACCGUCGAAUUUCUAGAUCUUGGUUUUAAUUAUCUCAAUGAUAAUAUAUUACAGUGGGUACCUUCAUCAUAUUCUCAUAUCUUGAAGAAUACUAAAAUGGUUUUUAUUUUUAUUUGUUUAUUUGCUAGUGAGGUGGGAUGGAGUUGGGAAGUUCCAGGUUUGGUGGUUCCAGAUGAGUUUGAAUUCGUCUAG